GCGGUUUGGGCUGCGCCUGUCAGCGCGGCGGCGGGAUGGCGGCGCUGUACGCCUGCACCAAGUGCCACCAGCGCUUCCCCUUCGAGGCGCUCAGCCAGGGCCAGCAGCUCUGCAAGGAGUGCCGGAUCGCACAUCCCAUCGUUAAAUGCACCUACUGCAGGACUGAAUUCCAGCAGGAAAGCAAAACCAACACAAUAUGCAAGAAGUGUGCUCAGAACGUGAAGCUCUAUGGCACACCAAAACCUUGCCAGUACUGCAACAUCAUCGCAGCGUUCAUUGGCAACAAGUGUCAGCGCUGCACAAACUCAGAGAAGAAGUAUGGACCUCCCCACUCCUGUGAGCAGUGCAAGCAGCAGUGUGCCUUCGACAGGAAGGAUGACAGAAAGAAGGUGGAUGGAAAGCUGCUCUGCUGGUUAUGCACACUGUCCUACAAACGGGUCCUACAGAAGACCAAAGAGCAGUGCAAGCACCUGAGCAGCUCCUCCCGAGCCAGCCUGCAAGAGAAGGAGCAGUACAGCAGGCUGAGCAGCGGCAGCCAUUACAACAGCCAGAAAACCUUAUCCACCUCUUCUAUUCAGAAUGAAAUCCCAAAGAAGAAAGCCAAGUUUGAUGCCAUAUCUGCCAAUGGUGACAGCGUUCCUUCCUCUCCCGAGACGCUUUGCCCCCCUAUCCAGAGUGCCCCGUCCACGUUGGCGCAGUGGGCUGCUUCCCAACAGAGUCUCGGUGCCCACCAUUGUCCUGUUUCUCAAGGCACUGACAUCCUGAAUUUUUCUCCUGACCUCGCCCUGGACUCUCCUGGCACCGACCACUUCGUUAUCAUUGCCCAGCUGAAGGAGGAGGUGGCCACCUUGAAGAAGAUGCUGCACCAGAAAGAUCAGAUGAUUUUGGAGAAGGAGAAGAAGAUCACAGAGCUGAAGGCUGACUUGCAGUACCAGGAGUCACAGAUGAGAGCAAAGAUGAACCAAAUGGAGAAGACUCACAAGGAGGUCAUGGAGCAGUUACAGCACACACCCAAGUUAAUGAUUGCAGAAGAUGACGGGUUUUGGAGGCUGCAGUUUUUGUCAGAAAGGCGUCCAUCACAGCCACCCUGCGGAGCAGUGGAAGCCUGGGAUAUCUGAUGGUGUGCAGGGGGUGGGUUGUGCCUCAGGGGCUGAUGGCAGCCAAAGCCCUGGGUCUGUGUUCUGCUUCUGUGAUCCUGCACUGCCCGCUUCAGCCUCGAGCUGCUCCUAUCCCAGAUCUUUGGGUGGCCUGCGAAGGACGACCUGCUGUUCUGAGCAGACCCUUUUCCCCUGGCUCAAACCCCCCCGUUCUGAUUGCCUCCCCAGCUGGGAGGUGGCCUCCAUCCUUGCAGUGGUUUCCCAAGACAGGGCAGCCCGGUCACUGUGUGUAUGGGAGGAGUCUGUCUGUCAUGAAAGCUGUCAGACACCUGCCAGCAGCUUUAAACUUGCUCAGUUCUGAACAGAAAGAGGAAGCAUCAGCUCCACAAGUGGGUUUGCCACCCUGCUCUGCUGGGUGCGUGUCCCCAUGGUGCUGUCCUGUCCUUACUUGGUGCCCCGACCUCCUCCUUUCUGCUGUCUGAAUGUUCUACUUCAGCUGCUAUUGACUGAGGCUCUGGAAACUUUCCUCACUGAUUCCAAAAUAAAAGUUCAAAUCA
Lagopus leucura (white-tailed ptarmigan) is the source of this 1654-nucleotide messenger RNA. It is a transcript of the gene FAM76A, whose product is annotated as family with sequence similarity 76 member A. The record is from RefSeq and is a predicted model, not a curated record. Bases 36 to 1118 code for a protein of 360 amino acids. The transcript is spliced from 10 exons. Lineage: Eukaryota; Metazoa; Chordata; Aves; Galliformes; Phasianidae.